Messenger RNA from Talaromyces rugulosus, 762 nucleotides. RefSeq lists its product as uncharacterized. The transcript has a single exon. The record is from RefSeq and is a predicted model, not a curated record. NCBI's taxonomy places the organism in Eukaryota, Fungi, Ascomycota, Eurotiomycetes, Eurotiales, Trichocomaceae. Bases 1 to 762 code for a protein of 253 amino acids.
AUGCUACAAAAUAUAAAAGACGAUUUAUCUGGCCUCAUAUUUACUCGAUCCUCAGCAACCAAAGUAUUAGGCCUUCAAGACUUGUCGUCGCCAACGAUUCCAUCGCUUGCGCUCAACACUUUUACACUCUUCUCCAGUCUUCCUGUCGAGCUGCGUUUGAUCAUCUGGAACUUUGCAGUUUCCGAAUCUCGUCUCAUCGUAGUUUCUUACACGACCAACACCAGCGAACUCGACAGCGAAGUCUUUGUCGACGCACCCCCGCCCCCGCCUUGUCUCUCCGUAUGCCACGAGUCGCGCGCAGUGGCACUGAGAAAAUAUCAAAAAUGCUUUAUAACUGAAAAAUGUUCCUCCCCGGCGAACCUCAAUUUUGAAAAUGAUUGUUUCCUGAUCGGUGGACCGGAUGCAAAUAUAGACAUGGAUUAUCUGAUGUCUGUUCUUCUGCCCGGAGAAAACUCUCACAAAGUACGGUUUUUGCAUAUGUCACGCGGGUGUUGGAAAGAGUUUGCGUAUUGGAGAUAUCUUCGAACCCGGUUUUCGGGGCUGGAAGAGUUGACCAUCAGUUUUCCGACUGGCGCGUCGUUGCCUCCGUAUACGCAUGAUUGUUGGUAUGGGGCCUUGAGUCGGGAGAAUAAGGAGAUUGUGGUCAAGAUUGAACUUCAUGAGCAUCAAGAGGAUCAGCAUGCUGAUAAGCCUAGGUGGAAGCCGCGGUUUGAGUUGAGAAUAAUACAUUACGAUAGUCCGCCUUCAAAGGGGAAUUACUGA